This is a messenger RNA of Lingula anatina, 4248 nucleotides long. RefSeq lists its product as uncharacterized. Gene Ontology annotation, biological process: DNA replication initiation; mitotic DNA replication checkpoint signaling. Lineage: Eukaryota; Metazoa; Brachiopoda; Lingulata; Lingulida; Lingulidae. Gene Ontology annotation, cellular component: nuclear origin of replication recognition complex. Gene Ontology annotation, molecular function: chromatin binding; ATP hydrolysis activity; DNA replication origin binding. The record is from RefSeq and is a predicted model, not a curated record.
AUGGCAGCAUGCAAGGAGCUAAAUCCUCGGGAAAAUUUUAUCCGAGAAUUUGAGGAAUGGCAGGCAGAAAAUGCCAGCGAAACCAUAUUUCUGUUAGAAAUCCAGUGCAAUGAGGAGGGGACUGUGGUGCUGUGCUUCCUCCUGGAUGGAGAACAUGAAUUUAGACUCACAUGUCCACAAGAGUAUCCAGACCAUGUUGAUCAUUUCUUCGUGGAGGCUGGACCAUCUGUUAAAAUCUGGGCCAAUGCUUUAAAUGAGUAUUUAUUGGACACUCCAUCACAACUGUCUCUGAAGCAGGUGCUCACAAAAGCUGAAGCAUUGUAUGGCAGUGAAUCAAAAAGAAGAAAAGUUGUGGAGGCAGCAUCAGAGGAUGAAAUAAGCAUGGGAGAAGAUGAGGAUGAUGAAAAUGAGGAAGCCAUGUAUUCUGAUGAGGAUGACAGUGCUUUUACCACGGAGUGGGAACUCAAAGUGGCCAGGAUAAAGAAAAGAUGGGCUCAGAAGGAAGCAGAAGUUAGAGCUGAAAUGAAAAAAGCUAAGUUAGGACCUGGAAUGACAGAACUUGGGGCACUUCAGGCUUCAGGACAGGAGAAACAGCAAGCCAAACAGAUCUUCACUAGCAGUGCAGCCUCAGGAAUACUGACCAAUGACCUGGUCAAGAUCCUGGAGGAGGAACAGAAUCUUGGCUUUUCAGCUGACCCUAUUGAUGACAAUAUCUACCAGUGGUGUGUUAAGUUGUACACAUUUCAGGAAGACAGUGAUCUUGCCAGAGAACUUGCAGAGAUUUGUGCCAGGGAUGGUUACAACUACAUAGAACUGCAGAUGGACUUUGCCAUAGACCUAUAUCCAUUCUACCCACCCUUGGUGAAGGUGAUACGCCCCAGGUUGCAGGGUUCCAUGAUGCAGAGGGUAACUAACAUGGAGAUGUUGAAGCUUUCCUACUGGAAUCCUACCAAAGAUAUGAAAAGUGUUCUAACUGAUAUCAAGGAUUUCUUACAACAGUGGGCACGGCUGGAAGUAAACAGUGAGAGGAAUGAUCCCAAGAGGUACCCAUCUGGAGCCUAUGUAGAUAUAGAGCAUCAUUUACUCAGGCUGGCCCUGGUAAGUGAGGUCAACCCCAGAGCUAACUUCAAGUAUCUGCUGGAUGAAGACAAAGUAAUGGAGAUGAAGGCAGCUCCAGCCAUUGUCAUGAAGGACCAGAAAGUGAAGAAAACAGAAGAGUUCUGGGCCAAAGGUGUUGGUUAUGGCCACAGCAGACGACCAGGUAACUGGGAUAUAAAGGCAUAUUUGGCAGCAAGGGCAGAAAAAGACAAACAGAUCGAGUCAGUCCUGCACAAAAUCCACCACGAGUUGAAAGUACUGUAUGCACAACAUGCACCCCAACUGAAGCCUCGGGUCAGGAAGCAUUCCCGCCAGCAGCCUGUGGACCACCACAACCAGUCUGUGGACCCAGUGGAGGAUAUGUAUAAUAUACUGGAGGGAUCAGCACUUAUUCCAUUUCUAGAGCAAUACAUGAAAGCAGACUCCUUCCUGGAAAUUAACAGGCAUACUUCGGUUUACAAAGUGAUAGUAGAUAUCAUCAAGGAAUUAGCCUUGCAGCCCCAGUUGGUUCCUUUGUUGUGGGUUCUACCAGACCAAGCUGCCUCAGUGUAUCACCUGUUGGAAAACUUAGAGAAAAAGGCCAAUGUGUUACUGCAGCAUGUGUGCAGGGCAGGCAAUGGCUGCAUUCCACAGGCUCCUAAAGGAAAAGAGAAAGAGAAGAAGAAAAAUAAAGAGAAAAACUCCAGCCUCCCGUCCACGUCCACAGGGACCAGUAUUGGUGAGAAUAGACCAGCUGAGGAGAAGUUGGCAAGGGAAUUUAUCAAUCUAUACAAGGAUGUAACAGACUCCCUGCGGCGUUCUGGAGUGUUCAACAGUGUGGAAGAGGAGGAGGAGGUGAUACAACAGCAGCAGCAUCAACAGCAACAUCAGCAACAGGAGGGAGGAGACCCGGAGAUGAUGGAUAUUACUAUCACUUCCGUUGCUAAUAAUGAGCAAAUUGCAUUGGAGGAACAAUAUAAAAAACUUCUGAAGGAUCUCUUGUUUGACAGCUGUGAAAUGGAUUUGGAAGGCCCUAGAGCACACCAUUAUACCAGUGAGUUCAAGAAACAGCCAAUCCCAAGCCAGUCUCAGGUUUUCAGGAUAGCCCAGGAGCUCACCUCUUUGUCCACUUCACUACCGCUGGAACUUUCUUCAGGAAUUCUUGUUAGAUCUGAUGAUGAAAAGCUUACAUUAAUGAGAGCUCUAAUAACUGGGCCAGAAGGCACACCUUACUCUGGAGGCUGCUACCAAUUUGAUAUUUUCUUUCCACCAUCAUAUCCUAAAACACCACCUCUAGUCAAUUUACAAACAACAGGUGGUGGAACUGUGAGAUUUAAUCCUAAUUUAUACAAUUGUGGCAAGGUGUGCUUAUCUCUGCUGGGGACUUGGGAAGGACAGCAAGGAGAACAGUGGAACGAGACCACAUCCACUGUGCUGCAGGUGUUAGUCUCUAUACAGUCCCUGAUCCUGGUGCCAGAACCUUACUUCAAUGAGCCUGGCUAUGAGCAGGAGAUAGGGACAGAUGUAGGGAAGAAACACAGUCAGGAGUAUAACCUAGAUGUGCAAAUCAACAAUAUCAAAUAUGCCAUUAUUGCCCAACUGCACAACCCAAGCCAGGGAUUUGAAGAUGUGAUUAAAACUCAUUUCUACCUCAAACGAGAAAGAUUAAUACAGGAAGUAGAAGGCUGGGUGGCCUGUCAGAAGAGCAGCAAGUUAGAGAGAGCGUUCCAAAACAUGAAACAAGAACUUCGAAAAUUGCAGCCACCACCAAAUGUUGCCAAUCUGAACUGUAAUAUAAAGGAUUCCCCACAGCAAACUACAAAAAAGAUCUGAACAAGAAAUAAAGUAAUCUGUCAGGCAAAAUUACAUGGGAAAAGCCUCGGCUCCUUCAGGGGCCAAGGUCUGUUCCGUGUCCCUGUAGGGGGCAGCACAGACACCGUCACGUUGUUGCAAGGGGGAGCCACUGUUGUCAGUCAUCACCAUAAGAACAGAAUUCAAGUUUCUACACAUCUAUCACUGAUGAAAUGUGGAUAAAACUAGUGAUAUGUGUAAAAAAGGUUAUCUGCAAUAUGAAUAUAUACACUGUGCAGCUUGAACAUACUUAAGCCGAAUAGAAAUGUACAGUGUAUAUACCAGACCAGUGAUUGUCUUGAACAUAAACAAUCCCUGUUAAAGUUGGUGCUAUAAAAAUAUUACUAAAAAAUAUCUGUGUAGAUGGCACAAAAAUUGUUAAUGUGUAGUAGUUGUUUGUUGAUGCUGUUAGUAUGUUGUAGGACUUCAGAACUGAUCAUGAUGAUGGAGCUUAGAUUAAUACUGCAAGUCUCUGGUCUUGGCAAGCUGGCCCUUUUUACUGUAAGGUGAGUUUUUAUUAGGUUUCCCAAACCAUUAUGAGAUUACAUUUUGAAAUGCGUCAGUAGGUUAAAUGCAGAAGCAUCAGAUUUUAAGACGUUUUACAUUAUUUAUUAUAUCAUUGAUGGUUUUAAACAAAUGGAAAACAGCUUAGGGGGUUUAUAAUGGAAGCAUGAUCAUUAUUUAAUGAAAGAAAUUUUUACCAAUGUUCAAAUAACUAGAAGCAACUGAUUUUGUUACAGCAACUAUGUAGUGCCAGUGUAAAGAUUUGAAUUUUCCUAUGUUUGUGGGUUGUUUGUUGCCUAUAGCUGAUAUGACAGUUGCUUGUAGAUUACCCAGCAUGUUUCAUUGCACAAACAUCUUAUGCAAUCUACACAACGGGCAUUCCCAGAUUCAUUGAAUAUUAUAAACUUUCUAUUCAAUAUGUAUUACCAAUUAGUGUGAUGUAUAUAUUGGCACCAAUAUUCUUCUCAAGUUCUAGAACUAUAACAUUAGUCAUCAGAUGGCACAGCUAAGGUAUAGCACAAUAUUGGGGGGAGGGGGUAUAUUUGGACAUACACCCACUCAUCUUCAUUGUGAUUGUGUAUAAUAAAAACAAGAUAGCUGCUCCAAAAUAAAAUUAUCCAUUGAAUUAAGUUUUUCUUCAGGGUUGCCUAUUUUAUGUAUUUAUGCAGUUUUCAUAUUUAGGUAUCAGUUCCAUUUGUUUUCAGGCAUUGUCACAUUGCCAGAUUUGUUAAUAACAUGCCCAACAACAAACAAAUGUACUAUGAGAACUGGAAUGUUGCAACCUGCAACCCUAUCUGGUGGCUUUCACUUCUAUCC